GGACCUAAACUUAAGUUGAAAAACAGCUUCGUGGGUGCAUAUACACCAAAUGGAACCCCUGGCUUCACACGCUAACAUACGCCUUCGUCCUUCCCUCUCAUUUCUCUCUUUGUUACUAUGGCUGCUGUUCAUCUUCCCAGUCUCAAUUUCUCAGAGAAACCAUCUCCGAUUAGCUGCUGCUUUAAUACCUCAAUUAAGGCGCUAAUCACAUAUCCCUGUGUACCUAAGCUCAAUCCGAUUAAGGGCAAACGGAGGACUUCAAAUUUAAUUUGUCGAGCUGCUGCUUCGUCCGUUGCUGUUCGCAAUAUCGAUGCAGAUGAUUUUCGACAUCCUCUGGAUAGACAAAAUACGUUGAUUUUGAGAGCGAUCCCGGGGUUAAAUGAAAUCGGAAAGGCUUUAUUAGGAACUGUUGCCGAGCAAGUCAUGCUUCUGGAGAAUAUAGGAACAUCUGUUCUUGUUUCUGGAAAUCAGCUCCCUGAACUUCAUCAAUUGAUGGUAGAGGCUGCCAGUAUACUGAACAUUGACGCACCCGACUUAUAUUUGCGCCAAAGUCCUGUGCCGAAUGCUUACACUCUGGCUAUCAGUGGGAAAAAGCCAUUUGUUGUCGUUCAUACAAGCUUAGUGGAGCUUUUGUCAAGAAAGGAAUUGCAGGCUGUUUUGGCUCAUGAAUUGGGUCAUCUGAAGUGUGACCAUGGUUUAUGGCUCACUUACGCUAAUAUUCUAACUCUCGGAGCGUAUUCUAUACCUGGCCUUGGCGGUUUGAUUGCUCAGCAAUUAGAAGAACAGCUCUUCCGCUGGCUUCGAGCAGCAGAACUUACUUGUGAUAGGGCCGCCCUUCUUGUUGCUCGGGACCCAAAGGUUGUCAUCUCCGUUCUGAUGAAAUUAGCUGGUGGCUGCCCCUCUAUGGCUGACCAAUUAAACGUGGAUGCCUUUUUGGAUCAAGCUCGAUCUUAUGAAAAGGCUUCUUCUAGCCCAGUUGGGUGGUAUAUAAGGAAUGCUCAAACGAGGCAACUUUCCCAUCCUCUCCCGGUUCUGCGUGCACGUGAGAUUGAUGAAUGGUCCAAAAGUCCAGAGUAUCAAUCUCUUCUAAAGCGAUUGAAGUGGGUCAACUCAGUGCAAAAUGUAUAACGUUGGAUUUUUGAACUAUUCCAGAGUCUUUUGUACAGAUUCUUGAAGCAAGAUUGAUAAACAUGGAGCUGCACUAAGUGUUACACUGUUACUCAAUUUGAGUAAUGUGGGUUUAAAGUUAAUAGAAUAGAAUAUCACAGCGGUUAUUACUCCGUAGAUACAGCAUACAGGUUGGGGUUCUCCCCAUCAGUUUGGAUCAAAUAUAGCGAAGCUAUCGAACAAUGUUUUUCCUGACAUUUCUGUAUACGAUAUUACAUUGUAUAUAAUAUGUUACGAGUGUUA
Erythranthe guttata (spotted monkey flower) is the source of this 1410-nucleotide messenger RNA. RefSeq names its product Peptidase family M48 family protein. Gene Ontology annotation, biological process: proteolysis. NCBI's taxonomy places the organism in Eukaryota, Viridiplantae, Streptophyta, Magnoliopsida, Lamiales, Phrymaceae. Gene Ontology annotation, molecular function: metalloendopeptidase activity. The record is from RefSeq and is a predicted model, not a curated record.